AUGGCAUAUGAAACCGAUAAUCAUAUAAAUAUAGAAAAUAAUUUAAUUGAAAAUGAAUUAAACUUUGAAUCCGAUAAUAUUGAUACAGAUAAAAUUUUUAAUGUUGAUAAAAAUACGUCUGAAAAAUCUAUGUAUAAUACUCAUACUGAUUUAGAGAAACAAAUUACUAAGGACGUUAGCUCCAUACUUGACUUUAAUGAGCCGGCAACGUGGCCAGAAUAUACAAAUAAUGACUUAAGAGCUGAUUUUGUAAAACAUGGAACUAUUAAAAUAACCAAUUACAACUUUCCGUAUAAUGAUGAUAAACCAUAUCCAAGAAGCUUCACAAAACAAUAUUAUAUUCAUAGUAUGGCGAAUGGGGAAGUUGUAGACCGCCAGUGGCUUGUGUACUCAAAAAUAAAAGAUCGAGUGUUCUGUUUUUGUUGCGUACUAUUUAGUCAAGGAAAUUCAGAAAGUAAUUUAACUAAUAUCAAGGAAGGUGUAAACGAUUGGAAGCAUUUGUCGCAAAAGCUUUUACAACAUGAACGUUCUAAACCCCACUAUUUAUCUUUAAAGCAAUGGUAUGAUUUAAAAAUAGGUUUAAAGUCAUUGGCUACUAUAGAUCAACAACAUUUAACUCAAAUUGAAAAAGAAAAAAACCAUUGGAGAGCUAUGCUUCAACGAAUUUUAUGCAUAAUUCAGUACUUGAGUAAGCACAAUGAUGGAUUUCGUGGGAAAUCCGAUGUUUUAUUUACAAAAAAUAAUGGUGAAUUCUUAGGUUUGAUUGAAAUGUUAUCCAAAUUUGAUUCGGUUACAAUAGAACAUAUACGACGCAUUAAAAAUGUAGAGACGCAUACUCACUACUUGGGACAUGAUAUUCAAGAUGAGCUAAUCAACUUGAUGGCAAAUGAGACACCAGCCGCCAAGAGCAACUAUCUAUAA
Sipha flava (yellow sugarcane aphid) is the source of this 921-nucleotide messenger RNA. RefSeq names its product zinc finger MYM-type protein 5-like. The coding region runs from base 1 to 921 and encodes 306 amino acids. The transcript is spliced from 3 exons. Lineage: Eukaryota; Metazoa; Arthropoda; Insecta; Hemiptera; Aphididae. The record is from RefSeq and is a predicted model, not a curated record.